This is a messenger RNA of Ruditapes philippinarum (Manila clam), 3017 nucleotides long. RefSeq names its product dynein axonemal assembly factor 11-like. Bases 124 to 1536 code for a protein of 470 amino acids. Gene Ontology annotation, molecular function: protein binding. The record is from RefSeq and is a predicted model, not a curated record. NCBI's taxonomy places the organism in Eukaryota, Metazoa, Mollusca, Bivalvia, Venerida, Veneridae. Gene Ontology annotation, cellular component: cytoplasm. Gene Ontology annotation, biological process: outer dynein arm assembly. The transcript has 17 exons.
UGGAACUUGCCGUAGACACCGUAAACAAUAAAAACAACAACAACGCUGUUUUUGAUUGUGAUCGAGAAACUUCUCUGUUUAUAGCUUUACAUAGACUCACAGCGGUAGAUUUGUUGAGGGAAUAUGGUCAGAAUCACAGAAGAGCUAGUCAGAAGGAAGGCAGAACAUAAUGAAAGGGAGAUAUUCAGUCUUGAGGAAUUAUCAUUACAUCAGGAAAAUAUUGAAAGAAUUGAAAAUUUAGAUAAAUGGUGUAGACAACUUAAAAUUUUAUACCUGCAGAGUAAUCUUAUACCACGUAUAGAAAAUGUUGGAAGAUUAAAGAAACUUGAAUAUCUAAAUUUAGCACUAAAUAAUGUUGAAGUCAUAGAAAAUCUUGAAGGUUGUGAGUCACUAAAGAAGUUGGAUUUAACAGUAAACUUUGUAGGGGAGCUAACCAGUAUAGAAUGUUUGAAAAAGAACAUCUUUUUCAAUGAACUGUACUUGACAGGAAACCCGUGUGCACAGUAUGAAGGUUACAGAGAUUAUGUUAUAGCCACUCUCCCUUAUCUGAAGACACUAGAUGGGAUAGUUGUAGAAAAGUCAGAAAGAAUUCAAGCAACCCAGAAUUAUGGAGUUAUAAAAGCAAGAAUAAUAGCUCAGCAAAUUGAGUACAGAAAACAGAGAGCAAAGGAGAAAGAAGAGGCAAGAUUAGAAGAGGAAAAAGAAAAGUUAGAGAAGGAGGCAGAUGAAAGGGAAGAGAAAGAGAAAAAUCCUGGAUAUGAUGGCAGAUGGUACACUGAUAUUAAUCAAGAAGAUAAGGUAGCAAAAGCUAAAAGAGAAGCAGAACAACUAGAAAAAGAGCAUGCCAAAGAUAAAGAAUUCUGGGAAUCAAAGUCAGUGUUUAGUCCUGAGGAAAGAGUCAGAUCUCAUAAAAAGCAAGAAGAACAAAAGGAUAGAGAGAGAAAAAAAGAAGAGGCUAAAAACCCGCCAAAACCUCCGCGUCGACUGUUUAAUGAAGAAGGGAGAGCUCUUAAUGUAAAUGAAUCAAAGAUAGAUUUUAAACUGACAGAAGAUGAAACAGGCAAUAACUACCUCCUUGAUUAUCAAUGUUACAAAUAUUUAGAAACCUCUCUGAUAGAUGUGGAUGUUCAACCAAGUUAUGUCAGAAUCAAAACAAAAGGAAAGAUAUUCCAACUGGCACUAGAUCAGGAGGUGAAUGCUGACUCCAGUAAAUGUGAGAGAUCUAAAAUAACAGGACACCUUCUUGUUAUCAUGCCAAAGGCAAAGCAGAUUGUAAAACCUGCCGUUAAACCUUCCAGCAAAGGAGAUAAUAAAGAAAAUGUUAACAAUAAAGAGAAGAAGAAAUUUAGUAAAACACAUGAAAAGUUAGAAGUAGAUGAAAAGGCAAGAAAAACUGUUGACAUUGGAGGAAUUGUGAAAGAAAAGUCAGACAAUAUUGUACCACCUCUUGGAUCUAAGCCAUUGUGUAGGACAAAAGUUGAAAGACCAAACAGUGAGGACUUUGUAGACAAUCCUGAUGUUCCACCAUUAGAAUGAUCCUGUAAUACUGGUUGCCAUGGAUAUUAUGAGUGUUCUUUUUAUGAAUCUGAAAAGGAAAGUGCUUUUGAAGCCAGGAAUGAUUUAAAUGAAUGGAUCUGAAAUGAGAAGUGUUAUUGAUAUAGGAAAUGUUUGCAUUGAAAAGAGAAUAUAACAACAAGGCUGUUGAUAAAAUACAUUGUAAGUGAAAAUGUGAUAUGUGUUCAAGUUAUAAUAUUGAAAGAUAGUAUUAAAUCAUACAUUGUCAAUGCUAGAGGUAUUGACUAUGAAUUAUUGCAUAUGCAUUCCAGAGGUUAUUUCUGUUUUUGUUUUAUAAAUACAUGUAACAAUAUAUUUAUUUAUAUAUUUAUCUUUAUACAUGUUUUUAUUUUGAGGUUAUCAUAUUGCUUUUUCUCAGGAUUAAGAUAUAUUUAAAAAUUCAGAGAGGAUUUGGUAACCAAGAUAAUUCCCUUCUCAUUAGAAUGUUUUAAAUAUUACUGAUACAAUGGACAACCAUUGUACACCAUUGUACAUCAGUGUAAACAUAUGUUAUUCGUCAUAUCCAAGAAAUUUUUUUACAUAAUAACAAUCAGUACAAAAAAGGAUUAGACUGGAAGCAACGUAUUGCUUAUUGUAGUCUUUUCCUAACCACUGUACAUUGAUAAACCUAGUAUGUGUUUAUAGUAUGAAUAUAUCCUUUAAUUAACAAAUAUGAUCACACUUUCAUUUGUCAUUAAUUGUAUCGUAUGAAAUCCAGCAGCUAUUUUCACCAAAGUACAAUUUAUCUUAAGUUAUUUUCAUAAGUUUUUUUCUAAUGAAAAACAAUUGCGAGACGUUUUGUGAUAAGGGAUGCAGUAUUUUUGUUUUGGAUAAAAUAUGAGGGAUGUGUGUUAUAACAUAUAUAUACCUGCCUGUAGAAAUCAAAGUUUAACACAAUUUCUAGUACUUCCUUUUGCAUUUGGUUUGUACUAUUUGUAACUAUGUGUCUGUAGUGUUACUGCUUAUCGACAGCUUGGUGCGAAAGGGUUGUAUCUCCUUCUUUAUCUCAUAUCAGUUACGACCCUUUCGCACCAAGCCCUCGUUAUAUGCUAUAUCCGUCCUUUAUUUGAAAACAUUUACCAUUGCAUUCUUCCAUUGAUGCUCUGCUGUCGCUUUCAUAACUUGGUUCCACCUGGAGUUUAAAAACUUACAUGCAAUCACCACAUCACCAUAAUGCAAUAAAGAUUAACUCCUAUUAGAUUUAGCAGGACUUAUUCCGUUAUUGUACUAAGGUGACGUCCAUUGUUCUGAUCCCUGUCUCCUAGAGAUACUGGUGUUAUUUGCAUUUUACUACAUUCACUUUCAACACAUUAAUUAAAUGUUUUUAAGAUAUAUCAAUAUUUGUUUAUGAAUACAUUUACAUUAUCAUUUUAACAUCACACUUUUGAAUAUGUCCAUAUCCAUUUUGAUCAUAUGAAAUAAUUUUGAAUUGAAUAUUCAUUAAAAAAAAAUAAAAUUUGCAU